AACCCAUUCUGACGUCAUGUCCGUCUUCAUAUUUCUGAGCAGGCAAACCUGGAUCACACAUAAAAUGCCAACGAUGGUGUGAAAACAACGGGAAGAUAGUUAAAGCUUCUCACAAGUAUUAGGGGCUUCUGAAUUGCUAACGAAUACGAAAGCUGUGGAUAUGUACUGACAACCGCUACUUCUUAAGGUGCAGACAAUCGACGUCACAAUGAGCACUUCACUACAUCUUAUCUGCGUAAUGUUCUUCGGCUGUGCAUUUGGUUUAAUUCAGCAAUGUGCAAAAAUACUUCCAGACUCUCCGUAUCAAAUUUCAGUUGAAGUGGGGACGGAGUUCACAGCUAUGUGUAUCUUGACCCAUUCACAGUACACCUCAGAGGACAUUGAAUGGAUCAUGGGAAAUGUUACCCUUCCUCGGGAGUCUUACAAGAAAAUAAAUGAAUCGGCUGUUUCUGUCACUAUGAAGAUCAGUACUUCCAUGAAUAACCCAUUAAAGUGUUCAGCUUCUGCACGGACGUAUUCGUUGAACACAUAUUCGUCAUUUAAAAAUCCAUGCACCUAUGGGAUCUACCUCCAAAAAGGAUAUCCACCAUUACAGCCAAAAAACCUGACAUGUGUUGCUCUUCAAGUUGGCAAAUUAAUAUCCCCUGACUUGACAUGUUCUUGGGAUCAAGAGACAAGAGAUACACUUAUUCCCACCACAUAUACACUCUUUGCAAGAAUUUUGGGCGGCCAGCAGUAUGAUUCUUUUAGUAAGGACCCACACACACGCAGUCUCACUGUCAAUUUAGUGACUUUCCCCAAUCAUAUGAUGUUAGAAGUCUGGGUGGAAGUGAAUAAUACAUUGGGGCAGGUGACUUUAAAAGAAGGGGAAAAAGAAUCAGAAGAGUUUGUGAAACCAAAUCCACCAGCAAAUGUGAAGGUUAUUCCAGAAGACAAAUUCCCAAGUUCCCUAAUGGUUAACUGGACACAUCCCAUUCAUUCAACGACCUUCAAACUAAAGUACAACAUUAGAUACCGCAAAGCAGGCUCUGGCAUUUGGACAGAGGUACCCCAGGAUUUCACUAAAGCUUACACAGAGUCAUUCAGGCUGCAGUUUCUUGAGCCGUACACUGAUUAUGAGGUUCAGAUGCGCUGCAUUAAUCAAAAAGGCCUUGGUUACUGGAGUGACUGGAGUUCCAGUGUCACUGUUCGUACUCCAGAAGCGAUCCCUGGAAGCAGACCAGAUCUGUGGAGAGUCUAUGGAGAUGAUGACUCGGUUGUAAAGCUGAUUUGGAAGGACCCUGUGAAGUCCUAUGGCAAAAUAUUGUCAUAUAACCUCACAAUUGGUGAAGGAAACAGUCCUGAGAGGCUCGUUGUUUAUUCUAAAGAGUACCAAUUCCAUUUAAAGAGGGAAAGCGUUUCUGUCAAAAUAACAGCAAGCAAUUCUGUGGGGGUAUCUCCACCGUCCGCUUUAGUGAUCUCCAGACAUGAGGCCUCUCGUGGAGUAGAUCAAGUGAUUUACUCAGUCCUUGAUGGGCAGCUGCAGGUGGACUGGCUUCCACCCACACAAAUUGGCAAAAAUGUCUCCGAGUACCUGUUGGAAUGGGUGUCUGUUCCUGACAAACAGAGGGACUGGCAGAGAGUGUCAGGAGAACUGAAUAAUACAAUCCUCAAAGGUAACUUCCAGCCUUUCAUACGCUACAAUAUAUCCAUCUAUCCAAUAUAUAAAGAAAAAAAACACUACAACCGGCCAGGGAAGGGUUUCACUGUGGAAGCAUAUCUCCAGCAAGGACCUCCCCUAAAGGGUCCUUCUGUUGAUGUGUCCAACACACAAAAAAACAGUGCUUUCUUGAAAUGGUAUGAGAUUCCAAUAGACAGUCAGCGGGGGUUUCUCACCAAUUACACCAUCUUCUACAAAACAGGAGACACAGACCAAUCUGUUGUGGUUGAGCCUCAUGUCUCCUCAUACAAGCUGACCGGACUGGCAAGCAAAAGUCAGUAUGUGGUUCACAUUAUGGCUUCUAAUGUGGAGGGAUCAGUAAACGGCUCUGACUCCAGUUUUUACACAAAGCAGUAUGAUGAUGGUGAAAUUGAGGUGAUUGUGGUGUUGGUGUGCUUGGGCUUCCUGUUCUUCAUAGCCUUCAUAAUGAUGCUCUCCCUCAAGAACAGAGAAGUGAUUAAGAAGCAUCUAUGGCCACAGGUUCCAGACCCCUACCACAGCACUAUUGCUACCUGGUCGCCUGACUGUCCCAUUAAGACAGACACUCCGAAAGAAGCCACACUGCCUGACGUGAGUGUGGUGGAGGUGGACGUAUUUGACGGGAAGUCUUUAUGUGAGGAGGACAAAACAAUGCUGCCACUGAAGAAGGACAAGUACUUCUCGGAGGAGCACAGCAGCGGAAUUGGCGGUUCCUCCUGCAUGUCUUCCCCCCGACAGAGCGUUUCCGACAGUGAUGAGGGAGACUCGGGCCAGACCACGGCCAGCACCGUGCAGUAUUCCUCUGUGGUGGCCAGCGGCUAUAAGGGCCAGACCCCCAGCCUGCAAGCCCCUGUCUUUGCGCGAUCUGAGUCCACACAGCCCCUUCUGGACUGCGAGGAGCACCAGGAGCAUCUGCUGGAUGGCGGCAGUCAGCAGAGAAACUCUUAUUUCAAACGGGGCAGAGGCUUGGAGCAGCUGCAGCCGCAGGACACAGAGGAACCGGGCUGCUUCAGUCCAACGGAGGAGGAGGACACCCCCACUCUCACAGAGGAUCCUCCAGGCCCCGCUCCCGGUUACAUGCCACAGCAGAGCGGCUACCGACCGCAGCGAGAGGACUGACACAUUGCAAUGUUAACACGACCCCGUGCCUUCAUUUAGUGAUGCCUUUCAAUGCCUGUAUUAAGGUUUAACACUGACUGCUGCUUAACCCAAAACAUUGUUUGUGUUGGAUUUUGGCCGUGAAUGUUUUAGGUCAAACUUUUACUGUUCGACUUAAAAUAUGUACAUGUGCCAAAUUUGUUUUAUGUACAGUGUUUCUUUCAAUCUGUUUUUAAAUCAUGUUCUGUGUAGAAUGUUUUAUAAUAGUUUUUUCCCAGUUUUAUUUGGUUGAAAUAUUUAGUAUGCAUUAUCCUUUUUUGUUUGUUUGCAUGGUAUGAGAAGAAAGAUGGACCUAUCCUGCAUUUCUGGGGCUAUAAGUGCUUUUUAACCAGAAUAAUGGUUAAAUGGGUGGAUCUUUAGUUUUACAGUUUCACCAGUGUUUCUUACCCCCAGAGAGGACUAGGGUAUAAAGUGUCCAACAUUCAUUUGCUGGAAUGAAGUGCAAUGAGGUUUAGACUAAACAUCAGCCACUCUAACUUUACAGUAAAUGACACUUGAACAUCUAGGAGUACUCAGAAACCCAGGACUUUGAGAUCAAAUGAACAAUUAUGAAAUCUGAAAAAAUUUGGAUUAUUCUCCUUUAUUUCAGAAGUAUUGCUGCACUUUUUCAACACAUGGUAUACAGUUUCACAUGAGUUUGGAUUUUGUCUGCGUGUAUGGAUGGAUGUAUGUGGGUGUGGUGUAUGUGCUUGUGUGCAAGAAAACCAACACUACAUUAUCUCUGUGACAUAUUAGGACACCUUUUAAUGCAUGCCUUUUCACAUGUAUCCAAUCCUGAUAUCACUUAUCGCUCAAUAACCUUAUGGGAAAUAAAAUCUCAUUUAUCAAAAUCA
Molecule: messenger RNA, 3669 nt
Organism: Pygocentrus nattereri (red-bellied piranha)
Lineage: Eukaryota; Metazoa; Chordata; Actinopteri; Characiformes; Serrasalmidae
Gene: il6st
Product: interleukin 6 signal transducer
Exons: 16
Coding region: 209-2797 (862 amino acids)
Biological process (GO): cytokine-mediated signaling pathway; positive regulation of tyrosine phosphorylation of STAT protein
Cellular component (GO): signaling receptor complex; CRLF-CLCF1 complex; external side of plasma membrane
Molecular function (GO): cytokine binding; cytokine receptor activity
Source: RefSeq, a predicted model, not a curated record